GUAAAUAGUAAAAAACAAUGUAUCAAGGUUUUGGGCAGUUGCGCGAUCUACCCUUUUUUAUUUCUGUGACUCGAUCAGAUAAAUGAAGGAACACUGAAAUCAUUUGGGAUAAAUAGGUUUGUUCACGUGGUUCACAUGUAGGUUGUUCCCCGACAAAGAACAUGCAAAGCACUGCAAAUCGGAUUCCUGUGUUCACUUAUACGAAAAUGCAUGUCAACCCACCCAUAACUAGUAUAACUGAACAGUGUUGGUGGGCUGAGUCAAGUAAUGUCCCACACCAUGUAAAUGAAUACAAUAAAAGGAGGCUUAAAAAUAAUUUCAAAAGACCAAAGACUUGUAAAACAGACCACAGCAGAAAUAUCAGAGUUACUAAACAACGCCCAAAAACUGCUUCACACAAGCCCAACACAGCAACAAUGAAAGUAACCGGUGAAAAAUACAUCAGUCAUCCAGAUAAAACAAACACAACUUCAGCUGAUGUUUCAGUACCUUCAACAUCAAGCCAUAGCCGGUCUUCUACCCCUGACCAUUUGCUAAUGCAUGAGGUGUAUGACACAUAUUCACACUCUUUUACACAUGCCCCUCUAUUGCUGCGACGACCAGUAUCAAGAAUGUCAAAUUUUGAUCAUGAUCAACUUUCUUGUCAAGGUGAUUUCAGGCAAUCUGCAAUGGAAUUUUUACUUCAAAAACUUGAACUUGAGGCAGAAACGGUGACACCUGUAACUGUUGAAUGUCCAACUCCAACAAAACAACGGGUUGCUAUCGAUAUAACUCUUUGUGAUAGCACGGGCUCCUUAUUGUGCAACAGAUCAGUAAAUCAUGGGCUAAAAGAACCUAUUGAAGAGGACACGCAGAUAGAAUAUGUGAUGCAAUGCAAAGCAGAUGCAAGAAGUUUGUUUCUUUCACCAAAAAAGGAAGAUGAAUUACCAAGGUCCAAAAGCAAGUUUAAAAAGAGGCAACAGAAGCCAUCCAAACGAAAGUCUGCAAUCAAGAAGAGGAUUGAACCACAAAAAAAAUCUGUUGAAUAUGAAACCACUGAGAGUUAUGUUUCUACCCAAUGCAUUAAUGACUGUAUCAUACAAGAAAAAAGGUAUAAAGACCCAGAAGAGAUCGUCACACAGAUGUCUCAUCUAGGAUUAAAUCAACCACUGGAAGAGAGUGAUUUAGGAAGUUUAUUGCGUCAAAAAUCUUGUCCAAAUUUCAAGCUGACGAGCAAAGAAUUGGAUGAACCAACUCCUAAAAAAUCUGGUUUAAAAGAUGAAGAGAAAGAAUUAAGCUUGAAGCAGAAGGGAAAAAGAAUUCCCAUUCAAAUUAUUUCCGAUCCUUUCAAAUGCAUUGGUGAAAAAAGUAUUGGAAAAUUGGAAAAGAUUGAAAAAAAGAAGCGGCCACAUUCUUGUAUGCCUCGUCCUAACAGUACAUGGUGUGGCUUCAGUGAUGGAAGAAUGUCUUCAAUUGCAUAAAUGUAUGCAGAGGAUUCUGACACCGCAAUCGAAUUACACAUAGACAUUUUUGUCAUCAGCAAAUGCGGAGUUAUGUUGUUUUUUAAAUCCUUCAAUAUAAUAUGUUUAAUAAAUCAUUUUUUAUAUCUUGCCCUAGAUUUAUUUGCUGCUCUGUUGUUUUCUGUGUGGGCAACUUUUUUUUACCUACUGUACUUAUCAUUGGUUAGUGGGCAAGCAUUUUAUAAUAUUUAGUAUUUACUAUUCAUAUUGUUAUGUGUAUACUGGUACCAAUUGCAUGGUAUUUUCAAACAGGCAGUUGUGAUGGUUAAACAUAUAAAUCCUGCCGGUUAUUUCAAACUAAAUUCUAGAUUGGAAUGUGAUAUAGAAAUGUAUUAGGCUAUUUAUUUUACCCAUUUUGUGUUUGUUUUGUUUCAACCAGCGUUUGUUUUUAUACAUACGCCAUCAUUGUUUCCAGUGUUUAAUAAACAUCCUGUAAAAGAGAAAUUAAGCCACCUAGUAACAUGGGUCCUUGACACAUUUAUUUAUUCUUCUUGUCUUUCUUCAUUUUGCACAAUUUUGUUUCUUGCCUGAUGUAAGUUCAUACAAUUUUUAACGAUUCAUUAACAUUUUGUAAUAGUUAAGUGGUUUUUAUCUACAGUUCAUUUUAUAUAUAGUUUUACCGCACACAGAGUGUGAAAUGUUCCUGCGUUCUGUUAUUGUUAGCAUUUUAUAAUAUGACAAAGGUUUUACAUCAUUUAAAAUAUUAAAAAUCUGUUCAAAUUGA
Molecule: messenger RNA, 2223 nt
Organism: Ciona intestinalis (vase tunicate)
Lineage: Eukaryota; Metazoa; Chordata; Ascidiacea; Phlebobranchia; Cionidae
Source: RefSeq, a predicted model, not a curated record